GCACGCAACUCAAGAGCAACAGACACGCAGCAGUACUGCUGUCCACCAGUUGUAGGUGCGCUUCAGCGCAGAAUGUAUCGUCGACGCCAUCUUGGGGGAGAUCCCGGAGCUGGUGACAACUGCAUGAAGCUCAUCAAAAUGGGAUUAUUAAACUUCAAAUAAUCGUUUUGCCUUUUUACUUUUUCCCGGACCUGCACCGGAGAUUGUGUGUUUUCUGCGGAGGUGGUUUAUUUGCCUGCGAAGACUCGACCGUUGGCUGAAGGCAAGCCUGCCUAUGAGCCUUGGUUAGAUGGCCGGCUAGCUAGCCCGAGCUAGCUAUCUAUGCCAGCUGGUCUGUGCGCCGCUCCGGACUGAUCCGUGGCCUGCAAGCAGAGGAAGGGUGGUGACGGCGCAAAAUGCAAUCCCGUUAAUUUGCCACAGCAACCCUCUUUUUCUCCAGGAGAUUGUUAUUGGGGCAACUUGCACGUCCGAUAAUGGACUUGUAGACUGCCAAGGACCUGUCAUCUUCAAAUUUCCUGUCCAUUUCGCGUACCUACACAGAUUAGCUGGCUAACCCGCUAGCUUCCUUGCUGUCUGGCGUUGCCUAAUAUUCACUUCAGGAGAGAUGUCAUCCAAUUGUACAAGCACAGGGCCGGUGAGCGCCAGCAAGACCAAGACGAAAAAGAAACAUUUUAUUGGGCAGAAAGUAAAGCUGUUCCGUGCAAGCGAGCCCAUCCUCAGCGUUCUGAUGUGGGGCGUCAACCACACGAUCAACGAGCUGAGUAACGUGCCUGUCCCCGUUAUGCUAAUGCCUGACGACUUUAAAGCCUACAGCAAGAUCAAAGUGGACAACCACCUAUUUAACAAGGAGAACCUGCCCAGCCGCUUCAAGUUCAAGGAAUACUGCCCCAUGGUGUUCCGUAACCUGAGGGAACGCUUCGGCAUAGACGACCAGGACUACCAGAACUCGUUGACGAGGAGCGCCCCGCUGAACAGCGACUCGCAGGGCCGUUUCGGGAACCGCUUCCUGGCCACCUACGACCGGCGCUUCGUCAUCAAAACCGUCUCCAGCGAGGACAUCGCCGAGAUGCACAACAUCCUCAAAAAGUACCACCAGUUCAUUGUGGAGUGCCAUGGCAACACGUUGCUGCCCCAGUUCCUGGGCAUGUACCGGCUGACUGUGGACGGCGUGGAGACCUACAUGGUGGUUACGCGCAACGUCUUCAGCCACCGCCUCAGCGUGCACCGCAAAUACGACCUCAAGGGGUCCACAGUGUCGAGGGAAGCCAGUGACAAGGAAAAAGCGAAAGAUCUUCCAACUUUCAAAGAUAAUGACUUUCUUAAUGAAGGCCAGAAACUCCAAAUCGGAGACGACAACAAAAAGUUAUUUCAAGACAAGCUAAAACGGGAUGUAGAGUUCCUGGCCACGUUGAAGAUCAUGGACUACAGCCUGCUGGUGGGCAUCCAUGACGUGGAGCGUGCGGAGCAGGAGGAGAUGGAGGUGGAGGCGGGCGCGGACGAGGAGGACUACGAGGACGGCAUGGGUGGUGGAGGCAUGGGCCCCAUGACGGGUUCCUUCGGCACGCCGCCCGACAGCCCCGGCAACCCCCUCAACUUCAGCUUCUUCGGGCCCGGCGAGUUCGACCCCUCAGUGGACGUCUACGCCUUGAAGAGCCAGGAUGGCGCGGUGAAGAAAGAAGUGUACUUCAUGGCCAUCAUCGACAUCCUCACGCACUACGACGCAAAGAAGAAAGCUGCACACGCUGCCAAAACUGUGAAGCACGGGGCGGGCGCUGAAAUCUCUACAGUGAACCCGGAGCAGUACUCCAAAAGGUUCUACGAGUUUAUGUCCAACAUCCUCUCCUAGACCGCCCGCCCACCUUACCCUACCUGCUGCCCCUCCACACCGCACCCAACCCAACCAGCCACCUACCUACCUACCUACCUGUGGAUAAACCCCCCGACAGUACUUUCGUAGACCUAACCUCCCUCGUUUUUAAUCUUCCCCCUUUCUCAAUCACUUUCUCCCUCUCUGUUACGUUCUUGAUUUCCGUCUGUGUUUGUUACGUAUCUUGGCGUCUUUCCUUCUAUUUACGUCUCCCCGAAACCUUUUUUUUUUUUACUUUUGACAUCCCCCGCCAGAGGCAUAGAGCACACAGACACACAGGAGCCAAGCUGUUACCACCACAACAAGCCCCCUGUUGCCCCUUUGUGUGGGGGAAGGGGGGGUUAAAAACACCCCCCCAUAAAAGAAAGUCAAGGAGAGCGGUAUAAGUUUGAAUGCUGGACUGUUUGAAAUAGCGACGCUUCAACUCUUGCCCCCUCCCACACCCUUACCUGCGAAGAAGCCCAAACUCUGUUGUACUUAACACCCCCUGCCCUAAAGCGACACUGCAGACCCUGCUUGUCUGGCAAAAGAAGAAGAAACAUAGGACAUAAGAGAUCUGUACAGAAUGACAUUUGAAGAAACGGAAAAAAGGAUGAUAAAAGUGACUCCAUCCCUUCUUGCCCUGCCCUUGUUGUCUACACGACGUCCUUCCUGUCUUAUCUUCUACAACUUUGUUUUUGUUUUGUCUUGUUUGUUUGUUCAUUUCUUUUACUUUUGGCGCCAGCAUCUUGUCACUAAUGCCUUGAGAAGUGUGUUUUGGCUUCAGCUGUCUUUUUGCCCACAAUUUCUUUUUUCCCUGUCUGUCUUGUUUUUGUUGUUGUCUCUGUCCAUGCGCUCAUCUAUAUUUAUUUUUAGUUUCCUUUCUGAUGUCAGUUUUUCUGUCUUUACUUUUUUUUUUUAACAAACAAAACAAAAAACAACACCCCGACACCCCACUCUUUAAAAAACAGCACUCUGAUGACGGGGAAGAAAAGAAAAGGAAAAAACAGAUAACACCAAAACGACACUCUUCUUCCGAAGUCUUUUUUUGUCUUGUCAUCGUCAAAGUCCUUGUCUGCGUUGUGACGACGAGUCUGCCUGCCGCUUUGAAGCUUUUUCGCAGGUGGAAAGAAGUUGCAAGGCACAGCCAGCAGUGCGAACACACACACACACACACACCCUCUAUAUACUUCGAGCCGUCGUUCAAAAAAACGAGGAAAAACAAGAACUGAAUGGUCAAAAACCGAGGAAAAAACGAGAACUGAAUGGUGAACUGGAAACUUGUGCAAGGGAAAUAAAACUCACACAUAAACACACAAUGCAGUGCAGUGGCAAAUAUUGCAUGUCUGUCAAACAGAGCUGACAUCACGAGUCUAACGUCAGCCGCAGAAGCACCAACACCAAAACCACUAAUCUGAGUUAAAUCAACGUUUAAAAAAAGUGUUUGAAUGUUAUGUUGCCAUAUUUGUUUUGAAGUUUAAUUGUGUAUGUCAACUUGAUGGUGGUCCGUCAGUGAGUCGGUCAAAAAAAAUGGAUUACGUAAUUGCAUCAGGAAACAAAAAAGGAGGAAUUUGAGAGAGGAAGAAAACAGAUAUACCAGUUUUAUUACCAUGAGAAUCAUUUUUAUAUCUUGUUUACAUUAAUGUAGCAUUUUUGUGUUUGUAUACAGUAUUGUUUUGUUACCAACAUUACGUUAGAAAAGGAAGUUACUUGAAAACUGAUCCAGUGCAUAUUAAAGGGAGUUUUAUUCUGUUUUUUUUUUCUUUUUUUAUUUUCACAUCUGUUUUAUAAAAGAGUUGGUUUUACUGCAAUUGUUGGUGACGAGACAAAAUGAUGUUGUGAAAUGUUGCCUGAAGAGGAACAAAAACUCAAAAAAUAUUGUCAGUACAAAGGCGCGAGGUCUGGGUGUGUCAGAAACUGAAAAAUUUUGUUGUCUUAAAAAAAAACUCAUAACUAAUGAUUAAUAUGCCAGCACUAGAAUUGACUCACCAUCAACUCCCCAAACACACACAAGAGAUCUCAGUAAACGGUGAAUUCUGAGUCAA
Engraulis encrasicolus (European anchovy) is the source of this 3891-nucleotide messenger RNA. RefSeq names its product phosphatidylinositol 5-phosphate 4-kinase type-2 beta. Gene Ontology annotation, molecular function: 1-phosphatidylinositol-5-phosphate 4-kinase activity; 1-phosphatidylinositol-4-phosphate 5-kinase activity. The record is from RefSeq and is a predicted model, not a curated record. Gene Ontology annotation, biological process: phosphatidylinositol phosphate biosynthetic process. The coding region runs from base 605 to 1846 and encodes 413 amino acids. NCBI's taxonomy places the organism in Eukaryota, Metazoa, Chordata, Actinopteri, Clupeiformes, Engraulidae. Gene Ontology annotation, cellular component: plasma membrane. The transcript is spliced from 10 exons.